Pelagomonas calceolata is the source of this 804-nucleotide messenger RNA. The record is from the annotation of a GenBank genome assembly. Lineage: Eukaryota; Pelagophyceae; Pelagomonadales; Pelagomonadaceae.
CUAACUCGACGCUCUCAAACCACGUGCUGCGCCAUUGCAGCUCUCCCCGUGUUGCUGACCGCGGCCAGGCGCACCUUGAGGUCUUCCACUGCUAGCCAUUACGCUCUUGGCUUGGGAAGAGCGCUGCAGCCGCUUCAAGCUGCAUGCUCUCACUCCUCCUCAGCGGCUCCGUCGCGGCGGCGGCCGCCCUCACUGCGACGAAUGAGAGGCCCCCAGCAACACUCGCGAGGCGCCCCUUCGUCGCCGCCGCGACGGCGCUGCCGCUCGCGUACGCCGCGACGGGCGCGUACGCCGCGUGCCUCCCCUCGGACGCGAGCGUCGAGUGCAUCGGCGUCUACAAGGAGCGGUCCACCGACGUGACGCGCGAGGACGCGAAGGCGGCGGGCAUCCGCUGGGUCGACCAGCCCUCCUUUACGAGUUGCGCGAAGGCCGCGAACUACCUGCGGGACGCGCGCCCACAAAUCGCGAAGUGGCGGUCUUCUGCUGAUUUCACGAGCGUCGGCCAGGAUCUGUUGAGAGUGCGGCCGCGCGUCCAGGCCGCGGCCGCGCUGCUGGCGUCCAACGUCGAUCCAGGUAGCGCCACUUUACUAAACCGCGCGGCCGAGAGCGCUUUGUAUUCAAUGGACGCGGCCGACGUGGCCCUGGGCUUUGCCAUUCGCGAAACGAACACGCGGUACGUGAUAACGCGCGCCGCGGCGGCGGCCGACGCCUUGGAUACGGCCGACGCGGACUACUGCGAGCUCGUGCGCUUCGUGGACGCACUUUAUCCCGAAACGAAGCCUAAGAAGAAGAGGUAGUACACAC